AUUUCAAUGUGCUAUUUCAAUUUUCAGUAGCAAAUGUGUAUAUAGAAAAAUGUUAAAAUUGAUGUAUUUGAGUACCUUAAAAAAUAUGAGAAACUGGAAGAAAGAUAAUAUCGUAAAGCACCUACAUAUGUCCUAGGCCUUUUGUGUACAAGAUUAUUCGUGACGAUUGUAAGGCAUGAAGGCAGGUAGGAUUAUCUCUGUUUUACAGAUAGGGAAGCUGAGGCCUAGAGGUGGAAACUUGCCCAGUGAUGUAAGAUUCAUACCCCAGUUGUGCCCUCCUGGAAAGCCCUUCCCAACAUAUUAUGUUGUCCAUAGAGGGGAAAAAAAUGAGCAAAGACAGAUGUCUUAACUCUGUUAUGUGACUAAGAUAUAGGAAAUUUAUAGAGGAGGUUCUGUCAAUGUGCCCACUUAUUUUGUGUUUUAUGUUCUGAGAACGAUUACCAGCCAUCUUAAAUUCUGUGGUUGGCAACCCCCCCCCGGGGUUGUUGCUGGUUGGCCCCUGCUUGCUUUGAGACUUUGAUGCCAGGGCAGGUUGAGAGGAACUGACUUCAGCUGAGUUUGAUCUUGGAUGUGGGAAAGAGAAAUGCUUUGAAAAUCAUGGCAACCCUGGGAGGUUUAAAAGAUAUUAAUGUAUCCUGGAGAGUUUGAGGCUUUGCAGAAACUUAUUGGCAGAGCAGAAUGAUUCUGAAAAAUGCUAAAUCAGUCGGGAUAAGAUUUGAUAAGGUAUUUUUCUGCCAACUCGGGUAUUCACUUAGCAUUGUUUAUCCUUUGUCUAAUACAUGUAUACGCAUACUUCCUUUGUGAGCUUCUCCUACUUCCAAAGUUUUAUCCCCAGCUUCAGCCUUGCUUUGGGUCUCCAGGCCCAAGUUUCUCACCAUCUCUUGGAUGAUUGCUCCAGCCUACCCUGCUGCCACCUGGGAUCCAACAUGUUCAAACCCAGCUGUGAACUUCACAGAUUAUUAAAAGAAAGCGCCUUUGCUUCAGCAGUUUGUUAUUAAGACGGGGGCUUGGGUCAUGUUACCUCCACCAAUGUGUAAGGUGAAAGUCCUGUUAGGUAAGAGUUUUUGUGUUUUGUGCUUUUUGGGUUUCAGUAUAGAGUUUUUCCUGCAGGGCUAGAGGGAAAGUACCCCAGCAUUUCCAACCAGUGGGGUGCAAAAUUAUUUGGGCCUACAGCUUUACCUGUUCCUUUCGGGAACAUUUUUGAAAAAAAAUCUGUUGAACCAUGUGAAAUUGCUGAAUGCUGAUGUUUGGCCAUUUUCUACUUAAAAAAUAGGCCAGCAGUUUGUAAAUUCAAGCUAAUAUAUGAACUUUUUGAAAAAGCUGUUCUGGGACACUAAAAGGUAAGACGGACGCCAGAUUUCCAGAGCAAGGGGAGGAGAGAACCGAGCAACAUCACUUCCUUGAAGACCUGGCUCCUGCGCGCGGCCGGCCUAGGACUCCGACUCCACGCGCCAGUGUUAUUUACUCGGGCCCGCGCCUGCCUCGUCACGGCUCGUUUUGCGGCCGCCGUAAAGCGCGGAUGCGCGCGGGAGGGGGGGGGUGGUCACGCCCCUUCAGUGCUUGUGACGCAGGCGCCCUGGGCAUUUUGGGCGGGAAAAAGAAGCAGUCCUGGGUUGUACCCGGCACGGUUGGCAGCAGCUGCUUCCUCUGAGGUCGUAUCCCUGCCCGGCAUGGGGCUGCUGGAGCUUUGCGAGGAAGUGUUCGGCACCGCCGACCUUUACCGGGUGCUGGGUGUGCGACGCGAGGCUUCCGACGGCGAGGUCCGACGAGGCUACCACAAGGUGUCCCUGCAGGUACACCCGGACCGGGUGGGCGAGGGCGACAAAGAGGACGCCACCCGUCGCUUCCAGAUCCUGGGAAAAGUCUAUUCCGUUCUCAGUGACAGAGAACAGAGAGCAGCGUACGAUGAGCAGGGAACAGUGGACGAGGACUCUCUUGUGCUCACCCAAGACCGAGACUGGGAGGCGUAUUGGCGGCUACUCUUUAAAAAGAUAUCUUUAGAGGACAUUCAAGCUUUUGAAAAGACAUACAAAGGUUCGGAAGAAGAGCUGGCCGAUAUUAAACAGGCCUAUCUGGACUUCAAGGGUGACAUGGAUCAGAUCAUGGAGUCUGUGCUUUGCGUGCAGUACACAGAGGAACCUAGGAUAAGGAGUAUCAUUCAGCAGGCUAUUGACACUGGAGAGAUCCCAUCCUAUAAUGCCUUUGUCAAAGAAUCGAAACAAAAGAUGAAUGCAAGGAAAAGAAGGGCUCAGGAAGAGGCGAAAGAAGCAGAAAUGAGCAGAAAGGAGUUGGGGCUUGAUGAAGGCGUGGAUAGCCUGAAGGCAGCCAUUCAGAGCAGACAAAAGGAUCGGCAAAAGGAAAUGGACAAUUUUCUGGCUCAGAUGGAAGCAAAGUACUGCAAAUCUUCCAAAGGAGGAGGGAAAAAAUCUCUCAAGAAAGAAAAGAAAUAAUGGAAUUUUUCUCUUCAAAGGUCCUUAGGUGUAAAUUGAUGCCAUGGUAGGCAAGGUGCAGGCAAGAUUUGAAGGCAAAAGUCAACUCUUGAGAAAAGGUGUCUUUCCAGCCUGAAUUUUUCAGAUUGACUAGACCAAGCAUCUUAGUAUUUCCUAGAAAGCACUUGACAUUGUGUGAGGUCUUACCAGAAGGAACUUGGUGGUGACGGUUGGGAGGGCGGAGGGAGGUAGUGUCCUUCCUGACAGCACUUGCCUCCAUAGAUCUUCGGUACACAGAACUCUUAUCUAAGAUGUGGUUCUGUUCAUGCUGUUUUCUGCAGUGUGCGUGUCUGUUAGAUUAGGCUCUCUACCCAGCUAGAACAUCUUCCAAAUACUUGCUGGACAGCUGUCUUCCACAUACUUCCCAGUUUACAUUUGGUCUUAAUGAUCUUGAAUAGACCCUCUCUUCAUUUUACUCAGCCAGGUUUUGUACUGAUGUACGGGUGUUAAAUUACUUCAAGCAUUUUUGUAAGAGUUGUAUAUGAUUAAAUAAAAAAAGUAAAACAUGA
Molecule: messenger RNA, 2998 nt
Organism: Macaca mulatta (Rhesus monkey)
Lineage: Eukaryota; Metazoa; Chordata; Mammalia; Primates; Cercopithecidae
Gene: DNAJC9
Product: DnaJ heat shock protein family (Hsp40) member C9
Cellular component (GO): nucleus; cytoplasm
Molecular function (GO): heat shock protein binding
Source: RefSeq, a predicted model, not a curated record